Molecule: messenger RNA, 1122 nt
Organism: Lactuca sativa (garden lettuce)
Lineage: Eukaryota; Viridiplantae; Streptophyta; Magnoliopsida; Asterales; Asteraceae
Source: RefSeq, a predicted model, not a curated record
AUGGCGGAUUCUCUUCUCUCCUCCAUCGCCACUUUUCACACAACCAAGAUAAUCGUCACAGAUCCCACCAAGUACUCCUUCACUGGAUCCGUUCCUGAAACAAUGAUCGCUUGUGUCUCUGCAGCGAGUAACAUUCUGCAACAGUAUAGAAAGAUUCCAUCUUCGGGUCCAAGGAAGCUUACGCCAACCAUGCGAAAGUCUGACAAGGCUGCUCCAUCCCAAUCUCAAUCGAAGAAGCAGAAGAAGCCUGCAAGGAAGCUUAUACUCCAAUCGUCUAGGGAUUUAGACUCAGAGUAUGUUCCUCCCAAACAUAAGUCUGCUCCUCCUUCUGAAUCCGAGAGUGAAAGCUCUGAUGAUGAGGCUUCGGGCCGAGGUGAUACUCCGCCUCGCUCCCCUAGCCCAGAAAUUCCCGUUCGCUCCCAGCCUCCUUAUCCUCCACUUGUUACCAUCCCAGUAUCCAUCCCUCCAAUAUUUCCUAUCCCAACCACUCAACCAUCCACCACUAUUCUCAUCCCUACUCCUAUAUUCACAAACACUACAACCAACACUACUACCACGGGGGCUCAUUCUACAGCGCCCACUCCACCCGUUACAACCGAACCUCCAACCACUACCAAACCCUUAUCUCCUACUCCAUCUACAGAAACCACCCCAGUUCUAGGCGGUGAGGACUUAGAAUUUGAUUCGACUUAUUUUAGUCCUUACCGUGUACAGAGUGAUGAAGAUGAUGAUGAGCCUGUUGCCAAGCAUCAUCUUAAAGCAGUAAACGACAAACUCGAUCAACUGCUCUCCUCCUCUUCCUUUGGGGCUUACUCUGAAGCUGCUUUAAAGGCUUUGUUCUCAUCUGCCGUUCAAGAACAUAGUGCCUCACUAUCUGCUGCAGUUAAGGCUAUUGAAGCCUCCACUUCUCAAUGUCAGCAAGCCUCCCUCGCUGUUGAGGCUUCCACCAAGGAGUGUAAGGAAGCGACUGCAAAAGUCGAUAAACUAGUUUCUGAGGCUCACUUAUUUCUAGAUUCUUUGCAGGCGGCUGCCAAGAAGAAUGCUCAAACUGUCAAUGCUUCGGUGGAUAACCUUCAACGUUCUCUUCAAUCUGAAAGGUCCAACCUUGAAGCUGCACGCUAA